Molecule: messenger RNA, 2299 nt
Organism: Solanum dulcamara
Lineage: Eukaryota; Viridiplantae; Streptophyta; Magnoliopsida; Solanales; Solanaceae
Product: transcription factor TCP2-like
Exons: 2
Coding region: 720-1985 (421 amino acids)
Biological process (GO): regulation of secondary shoot formation
Cellular component (GO): nucleus
Molecular function (GO): sequence-specific DNA binding; DNA-binding transcription factor activity
Source: RefSeq, a predicted model, not a curated record
UUUAAAGACUCUUCACUCUAUCCUUUAAAGACUUUUUUUCAUCUUUAGAUUAGGAAUGCUACCUAUUUACUACUCUCUUUAUUUAGCUUUUCCUCAUCAACUCAUUUUUCCAAAAGUUUAAAUCUAAAGCCCUAUGAAAAGCUAGAGCAUUUGAUGCUUCUUCCCUUUUUUUUUGGGUCAUUUUUUUAAAAAUAAUUAAUUUUGUGGGCUUCUUGAUUUUUUGUGGCUAUGGUUUUGACUGUUUUCCUACAGUGUAACAGGGCUGUUGUGCUGAGAUGACACAGACCUUUGUUUUUGAAAACACUGCAAAAAGAAGCCUUCUUUACUCUCUACUUCUGACAUUUGAAUAAGCCAUAUCUAUAGUUGAAUGUGAUUUAUCAAACCUCAAAAAAACACCUUUUUUUACACAUAAAUUUUCCUUUCUCUUUAUAUAUGUGUGUACUCAUAUGGAUUUAUAUUAAUAUAAAAGUCUUAAGUAGUGUGUAAUCAUGAUUAAUGCAAAGGACAUCUACAGUCCCCCAAGUCCAAGAAGGUAUCCCCUACACCAGCUCAUAGUUUUAUCUUUUUCUCCAUCUGUGAACCCUAAUUGAAGUCCCAAAUCUACAUAGAAAAAUACCCUUUUGAGGUCAAGAAAAAUUGGGUAAAGCUAUAAAUUUUGAAAGGUGGGUGUUUUCUUGAUUUUGAUUUUUUGUGUUUGAGAAAGGUAUGAAAGUGGUAGUAUGGAGAUGGAGGAGAUUCAAACUGAAGAAUGCAAGUUUCCAAGAAUCAGCAACAAAGAGGAUGAGCAGUACCACCAAUAUGAUGUAGACGAUGCAGGAGAAGGCAAAAAGAGUAGUGGCCUUGGUGGUAUUGUAAACUUUUAUGGUCGUCCUUCAUCAAGAAUUGUUAGAGUUUCUCGUGCAUCUGGUGGGAAAGAUAGGCAUAGCAAAGUAUUGACUUCAAAGGGAUUAAGAGACAGACGUGUUCGCCUCUCUGUCAAUACUGCUAUACAGUUCUAUGAUUUGCAAGACAGGCUCGGCUGUGAUCAGCCGAGCAAGGCUGUGGAGUGGCUGCUAAAAGCAGCCGCUCCUUCAAUUGCUGAGCUUCCACCUCUUGAGGCGUUUCCAGAUACACUGCAGCUUAGUGAUGAGAAAAGGUCAAGUGUUGGAACUGAGCCGGGUUUUGAUUCAGCUGAUGUGGAAAUGGAUGAUGAUCUAAAUUACAAUCAGCAGCAGCAACAACAACAACCACCUUGUUGUAGUAAUUCUGAGACAAGCAAAGGUUCUGGAUUGUCACUUUCCAGAUCUGAUUAUCGGCUCAAGGCACGGGAGAGAGCAAAGGAAAGGGCCACAGAGAAGGAAAAGGAGAAAGAAAAUAAGUCUUCUAUGGUUUCUCAUCACCAAAAUAUGCACCCUAGCUCUUCUUUCACUGAGCUAUUGACCGCUGGUAUGAGUGAUAAUAACAAUAACAACAACACAAGUCCUAAUGGCCCCAUUCACCAAAACACGUCGAGGCAAUGGUCUACAAAUCCCUUGGAGUAUUUCACCUCAGGAUUGUUAGGCCCAUCAGCUACUCGUGGAAUAGACAACUCUACUGGUUUUUCGGGCCAAAUUUAUUUGGGAAAUCCUCUACAGCCAUUAAGACCAGUGUCUUCACCAAUGUUUAGUAUUACGGGUGACCAUCGACCCGAACUGCAGCAUUUCCCAUUCGGUGGUGACAACCUAGUCCCGGGUGUGACCUCCAGUGGGGGAAGUAACUGCAAUACUAACAACGAGUACAAUUUGAACUUCAGCAUAUCUUCAUCUGGUUUCAAUAGGGGGACCCUUCAGUCCAAUUCUUCCUCUUCGCCGUCUACAUUGCCUCACUUCCAGAGGUUUUCUCCCACAGACGGAUCACAAAGUUUCAAUCUUGGCUCCACAACUGAAUAUGAUGCUCGUUUACACCUCUUCUAUGGCAAUGGCUAUGACAGUAGGCAUUCAGAUCAGAAAGGAAAAGGAAAGAACUAACUUCAUUUAAAAGCAAGUUCCUUUUACUGCCCAUCUUCAUCCAUGGCAAUUGAAGAUGGAAGCAACCUCUGGAGUUCUAAAGGAAGCAAUGCUUACAGGCUUAUAUAUUAUUAUAUGCUUCUUAACUGCUUGCUUAUUCUGCGUAAUUCAUUUUAAGUACUAUAAGUAAAUACUUUUUUUUAAUGGGAGAAAUCCCUUUGUUUGCUGCGUCUUUCCCUACUUCAGUUGGCGCACAGGUUCGAAACUCAGUGAGGUUGUGUGUGUUUUGUUGUGAGAUCUCAUUUCUAUUGAAGAAUUUACCCUCAUUUGAAUUU